CUGACUUUAGUGGCUCCCGGGGCAGGACCAUGGGACUAGUAGGACUUCUCAAUGGAAAGAAGGCUAGUUUUAAAUCUUUUCUAAAGACACCGGUUAACAAAACGGACACGCCGACUACUCUGGAUACGUUAUUAUACAGUUUUUAGUGUAUUUUUCCCCUCAUUGGUAGCACAAUUUGAGCUAAAACUGUUGUUGUUUUUGCGCUCUGUUUUUUUUCCCUCAAAGUAAUUUCCUGUUCAUGACCGGGGCGAGAGUUUGCACGCUUGUUUGUCGUCCCGUACGUGUUUCGAAGUAAUGGGAAAUUUAAAGUGAGCGUUAAAAAAGCCCGACCGCGUUUCCUGAAGUUGGGAGCGGAUAACCUGGGAUGACUGCAGCCGCCUCCUUUGGAUACGACAACACACUGACUUGGACCCACGCUAUGGGCAACAAAGGGAACCUCUCAACAACUGGGCUAGUUAUUUAGCUACCAGGGAGGAUACUCGGCAUUUGAAAUGUGGUAGAUUUGCAGAGCUGGGAGGAAAUGGAAGCCGAUGCCAGCAUGGAAAGGGAAUUCUAAAUGAGUCGUUUUCCAAACAAAGAAGGACACCCCCGUCGGACUGAACACCGCCGAGCAAAGGGAAAGCCUUGCGAGAAAUGGAGGAGGAAGGCUCGCUUGAGCCAAACAACAUACUUGCAAAGGUCUCAUUCUUCUUUUCCCGGUUCUAGCAACAUCUACCCGCCCGCCGUUUCUGUUAUCAAAACAUUGUUUCCUUCGCCGGUGCUGCAGUGCUUUUCUGGCCGCGUGUGAAUUAAAAAUGAGGGUGGAUCGUUUGCAGUUGUUUGGGAUUUUGCUGCUGCUGAGCGGCUGCUGUGGCUCGGCGGCAUCAUCCGCGUGCAAAUCGUUUGAUGAAAACUCGAAAAGCGGUGGGAAAAUCGUGCCGUCCUACAAGAAAGUGGUCUGCAGCAACAUGGAGCUCCAUCAGGUGUUGCCCCCGGACACUCUCUCUUUCCCGAACAGAACAGUGACACUAAUUUUAAGCAACAACAAGAUUCAAGAACUCAGAAAUGGAUCCUUCUUUGGAUUAUUUGCUUUGGAAAAAUUUCACCGUGGUAGAACAACACGGCUCUUAGAUUGGUUUAUUUUUUUCAGCUGUCAAACAAAUAAAAUGUCAUUCUUCUUCUGUGUGCACUGCAGAGACCUGGCCAACAACAGCAUCAGCUGUCUUAACAGCGACAUCUUUAAAGGUCUAUCCAGUCUGAUCCGACUAAACCUUACAGGGAACAUGUUCUCUUCAUUGGCUCAGGGGACCUUUGACAGCUUGGUGUCUCUGAAGGCGCUAUGCAACGCUCCACUCGAGCUGCCCUCCUUCCAGCUAACCCCAUCCCAGCGGCAGGUCGUCUUUCAGGGGGACAGCCUGCCCUUCCAGUGUCAGGCCUCCCUCGUGGCAGAGGACAUGCAGGUGCUGUGGUACCACAGGGGCCUCAUGGUCAAGCCUGACGCCACUCAAGGCAUCUUCAUUGAAAAGCGCAUUGUGCAGAACUGCUCGCUGAUUGCCAGUGCAUUGACCAUCUCAAACAUCCAACCUGGUUUUACGGGCAACUGGGAGUGUCGGGUCAGGACAAGCAGGGGAAACACCACCAGGACGGUCCACAUUGUGGUGCUGCAAAGUUCAGCCAAGUACUGCGUCCCUGAACGUGUCUCCAACAACAAGGGAGAGUUCAGGUGGCCACGCACCUUAGCAGGGAUCAGAGCCUACCUGCCCUGCAACCGACUGCCAUCGAGCGGAAGCACGUACUCGGGCAGCUCCAGUGAAGAGCAGCGGGCUUGGCGUUACUGUGAUCGCGAGGGCCAAUGGGCAGAAGAGGAUUAUUCCCGCUGCCAGUUUCAGAAGGAUGUCACAAGAUUCCUCAAUGUCAUCAACCAGAUGCCUCUAAAUGAGAGCAAUGUGGUGACUAUAGCUCAGCGCCUGUUUGUCUACACGAAGGAUGCUGCCAACUUCUCAGACAAGAUGGAUAUCAUCUUUGUGGCUGAGAUGAUCGAGAAGUUUGGGAAGUUUGUUGAGAAGUUUAAAGACCUGGGUCAGGUGAUGGUCAGCAUGGCCAGUAACCUGAUGCUGGCCGACGAGAGGGUGUUGUCGAUGGCUCAGCGUGAAGCCAUGGCCUGCUCCCGCAUCAUCGCCUGCCUCCAAAAGAUUGCCGCUUACCGCCCAGCUACACCUCAGGCCUUCCCCGUGACCUCCCCUAACAUUGCACUGGACGUCCACUUUGUCAAGGUCAGCGACUGGAAUGGUAUGUCCUGCGUGUUACUGCAGAGGGCCAUCCCUGAGCGCCCCCUCGGCCAGGACCGCCAGCUCACCUUCAAAUGUAACACAAGCAGCUCGUUUUCCAGCAUCUUUUACAAGAGCACUGCAGCGGAGGCUUCCCUGCAAUUUCCCCAGUCUCUCCUCACUGAGGCUGUACCUCCUGGGCAGCCAGAGGACACAGUCUACAAGCUCCACCUACUUGGCUUCCACAAUGGCAAGUUUUUUCCAUCCACUGGCAACUCCUCCCAACUUGCUGAUGGAGGGCGGAGGAGAAGUGUAGCCACACCUGUCAUCAUGGCCAAGAUAGAUGGCAUGACUCCACGCGUCCUGAAGACCCCCGUUAAUGUCACCCUGCGCCUGUUUGCCCGCGGCUCAGAUGCUGUGUCCGCCUGCUGGAACUUGAGCCAGGCGGGAGGUCAGGGAGGAUGGCAGAGCGACGGCUGCCGCAUAUUAGACCAUCACGACAAUUUCACAACCAUAUCAUGCAACUCUCUGGGCAACUAUGGCCUGCUUAUGGAUCUCAGCGCUAUGGAAUAUUCCUCGCCAAGCAUUAAGCCACUGCACCCGGUUAUCUACGCCACCACUGUCAUACUCCUCCUGUGCCUGGCCACCAUUAUUAUAAGCUAUAUCUACCAUGUGGGCAUUUUGCUGCACUACUCCACUCUCGCUACCACUCUCUGGGUGGGCGUGACUGCAAGGAACAUUUACAAGCAAGUGACGCGCAAGGCCAAGCGCUACGAGGAGCUGGACGAGCCGCCGCCACCGCCGCGGCCAAUGCUGAGGUUCUACUUAAUUGGCGGAGGGAUACCCAUCAUAGUCUGUGGGAUCACUGCUGCAGCAAACAUCAAAAACUACGGCAGCCAGAUCAAUGCGCCAUAUUGCUGGAUGGCGUGGGAGCCGAGCAUCGGAGCAUUUUAUGGCCCGGUAGUUUUUAUCAUCUUCGUGGACUGCAUGUACUUCCUCAGCAUCCUGCUGCAGCUGCGCCGGCACCCUGAGCGCCGUUACGAGCUCAAAGAGCCAACCGAAGAGCAGCAGCAUCUGGCUCCGGCCAACACUGAGGUUGGGCCCGAUGCUCCCGGCAGCCACUGCCACCCCCUCACCCUGCAGCUUCAGCCACAUGAGGCGUCCUCUUCAUUAGUGUUUCCCCCCCACACUGUGCCACUGUCGGCUCUGGAGAACGAGCACACCUUCGCUGGGCAGUUGAUGGGUGCAGCGGGGGCAUUGGGGCUGUACGCAGCCCUGUGGGUGUUCGGCGCCAUGGCGGUAUCACAGGACCACCCAUUUGAUUUAGCUUUCACCUGCUUGUUUGGGGUGGCGGCGCUGGCACUCGGGGCCUUCAUGGCUGCUCAUCACUGCGUCAAUAGGCAAGAUAUGAGGCGCCACUGGUCCCAGGUCUGUUGCUCCGGGAGACGAGCAUACUCCGCACAGGAGGACACCCUUCUGCCUCAGUCAGGCGUGGCGAUGAUAUCCACGACAGGAUCUGACAACAAGGCAGAUGGGGAGUCAGCCAAGUGCGGCCACAGCAGCGCGGACUCUUCCUAUACAAACAAGAGCGCCCCGAGCAUGCGCAACUCCGCCCACGGCAGCAAGCUGACCAAUCUCCACGCGGAGGCUGCACAGUGCAAGUCAGCCUCAGCAUCAGCGGCAGCCAAUGGAGCUGCUAUUUUGGACAACAGCCUGACCGAGCAUUCACUAGACAAUGAAAUCAAAAUGCACGUGUCACCGCUCGAGGUCCAGUUCCACCCUGUGAACAACGCGAGCAACCCAGCCACCACAGUCGCCACCACAGUCGCCGCCACCGUCGCCGCCACCGCCAACGGCCACAUAAGCAGGCAUCACAAAAACAGAGCGCGCACGCACAGGGCGAGUCGGCUCACCGUGCUGCGAGAGUACGCCUACGACGUGCCUACCAGCGUGGAGGGCAGCGUGCAGAGCGCCCCACACAGGAGACACCAUCACUACGACAUGGCAGCUCGCAACAGCAGACGAGCGGCCUACAUGGCGUACAGGGAGCGGCAUCAGAGCCAGCUGCAACAGGACAGCAGCGACAGCGCCAGCCUGCCGCGGCGCUCCCGCUAUUCAGAUAAAGGAGGCGGCAGCACGCUGGGGAAAGGAUCUGUGGUAACCGUAGAGACUGAGCAGUCGGUUACUGCGGCAGGGUCGAGCUCAAGUAGAGACUCUGCUUCUGAAAAGCAGCCUGGCAGCACGGGGCUGGAAAGCCACCCUAAGUCUUAUGGGCUGAACCUUAUCACUCACAACGGUGGCACGCUUAAAGAGAAUGGACAGGCAGUGGCUGUAAUUAAAACGGACAGUGCAGCCGCAGUAAAGACCGGCUUGUGGAAACAUGAAACUACUGUGUAGCAACCGUUUCUGUGCUAAAGACUGCAUAAUAAUGUGCUCACAACUUUAAGCUGUGAAUGUCUGGUUUAGUUGUUUGAUUGUACUUUUUUUUUUCCUUGAAAAAAGAAAAAAAUUGCAAAAUAGUAGCCGAAUUAUGGCCAAUGAACUGACUUUGUAGAUAUGUUUCUGUAAAUGUUCUAUUUUUAUAACUUUUAAUCCACCACUUUGAGAGUUUUGUACAUGAAACCGCAUGGUCUGAGCUGUGUGGCCCUGUGCGUACCGUUAACCUGGAGCCUUUUCUCCCCGUUUUCUAGUUUGUUCCAACAAUAAUUAAAACAAAAGUUCCA
This is a messenger RNA of Neolamprologus brichardi, 4969 nucleotides long. The record is from RefSeq and is a predicted model, not a curated record. Lineage: Eukaryota; Metazoa; Chordata; Actinopteri; Cichliformes; Cichlidae.